Clunio marinus is the source of this 1459-nucleotide messenger RNA. The record is from the annotation of a GenBank genome assembly. NCBI's taxonomy places the organism in Eukaryota, Metazoa, Arthropoda, Insecta, Diptera, Chironomidae.
AGUUUCUCAUAGACUUUCAUAUAGCGCACAUCUUCUAAUCAACAUUCCGUUUCAGUUUAUUUUCAUUUUGUUUUUCAACUUUUUAUAUCUUGUAAAUUUUAAUACUGAUAGAAUGAUGAGCAAGGAUAUUCCACAAGGGUCUGAUUUUACGUUUGAAAAUCUUCCUUAUUGUGUUUUUACAACAUCUGAUCUUGCUAUUCAUAGAAUCGGAGUGGGAAUUGGAGACAGAAUUUUAGAUUUAAGCGCUGUUGCCAAUUUUUAUCCUAAACAUCUUCAAGAUGCAUUAAGUGCAACAAAAUUGAAUCUUCUUAUGUCACUUGGAUAUGAAGCUUGGAAUGAAGUUCGCAAUGUAACAAAGCAGAUCCUGAAUCUUGGCUCUUCAACAAAUUUCGAUCCGAAUGUCCAAAAAGCAUUAGUUGAACAAUCCAAAGCAACUUUUCAUUUACCUGCUGAUAUUGGAGAUUAUACCGAUUUUUAUUCAUCCAUUCAUCAUGCAACAAACGUUGGUGUGAUGUUCAGAGGAAAAGAAAAUGCUUUAAUGCCAAACUGGAAAUAUCUUCCAGUUGGUUACCACGGCCGUUCAAGUUCUGUCGUUGUGUCUGGUACACCAAUUUAUCGUCCUUAUGGUCAAACCAUUCCUGUUGAUGAAGCUCAACCAGUUUUUGGUCCAUGUCGCUUGUUUGACUUUGAACUUGAAGUUGGAUUCUUUAUCGGAGGACCGCCAACAAAAUUGGGUGAACGAGUGACAACACAAGAAGCAGCAAAGCGUGUCUUUGGAUUUGUCUUAAUGAAUGAUUGGAGUGCUCGUGACAUUCAAAAGUGGGAGUAUGUACCAUUAGGGCCAUUCACAGCCAAGAAUCUUGGAACAUCAAUUUCACCAUGGAUUAUUCCAACCGCAGCAUUAGAGCCGUUUAAAGUCGACAACUUUCCUCAGGAUCCAAAACCUUUUCCAUAUCUUCAACAUGAUGAGAAAUUCAAUUUUGAUAUUAAUCUCACAGUGGAAAUUAAGCCUGAAAACGGAGCGCCUGUCGUUGUGUCUCGUUCAAAUUAUCGUAACUUGUAUUGGACAGCAUUGCAACAAAUUGCCCAUCACACAGUUACUGGUUGUAACUUGAAGCCAGGUGACUUAAUGGCAUCUGGAACAAUAAGCGGGGAAUCUCCCGAAUCAUAUGGAUCAAUGCUAGAAUUGAGUUGGAAGGGAACAAAAAUUAUCAAAAUCGGUGAAGGUGAAGAACGAAAAUUCUUGAAGGAUGGAGAUGAAGUCAUAAUUCGAGGUUUCUGCCAAAAUGGACAUUCUCGUGUUGGCUUUGGAUCGUGCAGUGGAAAAGUUUUGCCAGCAAUUCCAUUUGAAGAUUAAAAUAAAAAUUUAUUGAUUGUGUAAAUACAAACAAAAUUUUUUUUUUAUACAUUUUUGUUAUUACCUAUAACUAUUGAAAUAAAAGUCAGUAUCAAAUAUCAA